AUGUCCUCCGGAACAGAAUCACCAGAACUGACUCUCGACAAAUUGGCAGAGCAGGUCACCAAUCUCGCAGGCCUGGUCUCCAGACAGGGCAAAGUGCUUAGCAAGACAGGCGAGCAGGUGCUCGAGAUGCAAAUAAAGGGCACCAAAGCUGAGGUCGAUGCAAUUGAGGUGCCCACAUUGCGUGGAGAACGCUCGAAGCAGGUCCAGCCUACUGUUGAUACAACUGAUUUUGUUACAAAUGAAGAUAUAGUUCAACUGGUUGGAGAGUUGCAAGGCCAACUUGAUAUCUUGGAACAGAGAACCAUCAGACGUACCGUGAACUCCGGUCUUGUGGCUCAGGAUGCCAUUGUUGCUCCACAGUUGAAUAUGGAUGGCUUGGAGCCAAGUCCUGGAACAUUCCCCAAGACCUUGGGUGGAUUCAACGCUCUCACCGAUGCGGAUCUCGUCGAUCUCUGCACGUUCUACGAUCUGUUGCCUCCUAACGAAGAGCAAGAACAGAGAAUGAACGAGUUUAUGAGCGGUGAGGCAGAAACACCAAAUUUGGAAGAUCUGCGAAUUGGUGCGAAGCCAGAAGAUUAUGAUCAGAAGGAAUUGGACUCGUUGUUUGACGAGUUGGCGAGGUAUAUUGGUGUGAGAAGCAGAAGGACUGAGGGCGCUUGGUAA
Molecule: messenger RNA, 663 nt
Organism: Kuraishia capsulata CBS 1993
Lineage: Eukaryota; Fungi; Ascomycota; Pichiomycetes; Pichiales; Pichiaceae
Exons: 1
Coding region: 1-663 (220 amino acids)
Source: RefSeq, a predicted model, not a curated record